Molecule: messenger RNA, 1182 nt
Organism: Trypanosoma rangeli
Lineage: Eukaryota; Euglenozoa; Kinetoplastea; Trypanosomatida; Trypanosomatidae
Product: putative mitochondrial carrier protein
Exons: 1
Coding region: 1-1182 (393 amino acids)
Source: RefSeq, a predicted model, not a curated record
AUGGCAACGUGCGAGGAUGUGCGCGGAGCUUUGCAUAACUCUGACGAGGCGGCAAAGAUUCCGUCUGAGUCCUUUUCGACCAACGCGGUGAAUCGUAGUCUCUCAGAUCUGCACACCCCCACCUGGUAUUUACUCCUUGGUUUAAGCUCGGGUAUUCGGACGGUGCUGUUGCAUCCUUUGAACCUUGCUAUUUCUCGUAAGCGGGUGAUGCAAGAGAACACGACGAUGUCGGUGGUGCACAUCUUGUCCCAGGCACACCGAGGGGAGGUGAGCGCACAUUCGGUCACAGCUAAAAAAGGGAUUAGGGCCAUUUAUCGGGGAUUUGGUGUCGCACUUUUUGGAAACCUUCUCGGUGAGGUAACGUACCUUCAUACACUGGAGUUGGUUAGGGAGCAUCUUGAGAGUUCACCUUCACUUCUAGAGAACACCGAUUCCCUGCAAGGACGAGAAUUCACCGCCAGUAGUCACGCAGCAGCCGCAGGUGGCGUUGCGGGUAGUUUAGCCGCCCUUCUUAUUGCCACACCAAUGAGUGUUGUGUGCAAUCGGCAGAUGACAUCUGGUUAUGGUAUGUCCUUUAGAAAUACGUAUAGAUCUGCAUGGGCGACGGGGUGGGAAGUUUGUCAACUGCAUCAACAACCUAAUACAUCUCGGCUUCGUCGUGGAGGUGAUGCUCUGCGUGGUCUGUAUGCCGGCCUUUUACCAGGCGUCGCCGCGCUCCCUGAGAGUGCGAUGUGGUGGGGUUUGUACAGCAAGAUGAAGGUCGUUCUCUACACACUCUUUGAGCCAGCGUUGUCGCGGUGGGAACGCGAAAAGGAGACAAAUGAUUCUCCUCGACCACUGUGGCGACAAAACUGGUUGUUGUCUCCCACUGACAAUCCCGCGCUGAACGCCAUGGCUGGCAUGUGUGCCAGCGCUGUCACGACGUUAGUGUUUAAUCCGUUUGACGUUCUUCACACACGGCUGCAAGCUCUACCAGUGGAGAAGAACAGUAAGGCGGAGCGUGUACCUUUUGGGCGCGUGUACCACAUCGUAAAUAACCUAAUCCGAAGAGAGGGCUGGCGAGGAUUAUUUAAGGGCACGGCGGCAAACGUGAGUGUUUGUGUUUUGGAUGGGGUGUUUUUCUCACUACUUUUUGAACUUACAAAACUUGGUAGCGAUCGUGGAUUUUUGAGUCAACUUUAA